UUUAAAUUCCCAGCCAUUAAUCUGCUCGGAACGGUUCUACUGAUUUCUAGGGGCAUCUGAUCACAUUGAACGAUGGAUAUACCCAUCAGUUAAUAAACGAGGAAAGCCCUGGACGAUCAAACGAUUCCUGUCUAUCAGAUAGCUCGAUCAACGCUGUCGUUUCACGCGUCCUCAGCGAUCUGUGUUCGCCUUCAGUUCCUCUAUUUUUGCCGCAGUCAAAAAUAAUUCCAGCUCGAGGCCAGCGGUAGCGCGUACUGUCUGUCUGCUCUUACUGCCUUUUCACACCUCUCGCUUCAUAAAACGGGCACCAACUCUUGUUUUUUUUUUAAUGGUAUGUGCAUCUUUGUUUUUGUAUUUCUUUGACCUUAGACUGGUUGACUUUUCUCCUGAUCAGAAAUCGAGCUCAUCCUGUUUGGUUUGGUGGCUAAUUCGCAAGCAGAGCUGGUUGACUUAAUGAUUUUUAACACUGAUUAUGUCUGUAGCAGAUAUAAUAUAAUGGUGAGCCAGUAAUACUGUCACCCAUUUGGCUGCCAGUCAAGUAGAGCAAAGGCCGUGCGAGGCAGAGAAAGGCCAGAGGGACAAGACAUAUACUGAGUCUUUGUGCCAGGGUUUUUGCUGCUCUCUUACUUCUGGUCACCCAUCGAUUCCUGGUUUCCCUCCACCUCUGAUCACAGCCAUGACCUCUCAGAGAGACCCAGACACAGUGAAUCUAAGGCUGAUCCUUGUGAGUGGAAAGACACAGGAUUUCACUUUCUCUCCUAAUGACUCUGCCACAGAUAUCGCCCGCCAUGUUUUUGAAAACUGGCCAGCAGGUUGGGAGGAGGAGUGUGUGAGCAGCCCCAGCAUCCUAAGGCUGAUCUUCCAGGGUCGAUUUUUACAUGGCAAUGUCACAUUAGGAGCUUUGAAGUUGCCCCCUGGCCGAACAACUGUCAUGCACUUGGUUGCCAGAGAGACACUGCCAGAGCCGAACUCCCAUGGCCAGAGAAACCGAGAGAAGACUACAGAGAGCAGCUGCUGUCUACUGCUGUAAAAUACAGAGAAAAACCUUCCCCACCUCCUCCUGCUCCCCUCUCCUCUCUCUUUGCUCUCCAACCCAUGGUGCAUUUUGGCUGAUUUCAGAAGAGCUCCAGGGAGAGUGCAACUAGGUUUUCAUUGUGUUUUUUUCUCUGUACAGUAGCUAAGGGACUCUUGUGCCAAGUUGAUCAAAUCUGAUAUAUUUGCCUUGGUUUGGUGUUCUCGUUUUCAUUUUGUUUUGUUGCCAAAGUUGCUUUGUAAAAUCACGGCCAUUUGUUUACAGGAUUUCAGUGAAAAUACUAAACUGUGGAAAUACGAAAUACCUGAAUCAUUGAAAGGAAAUUAUGUAAACGGAGGUGUGAACAGGUUUUCGGGGGAUGUCCUGUACUUGAGAGACCUUCUGCUCUCCUAACACCCCUGUUUAAUCGCUUAAGUGUCAGAGUUUUCACUUAGCAUCACACGUGACUCAGACGAAGCUUAACAUGCAUCAUAAUCUUGGACUUUUGAUUGCACUUAAAACGGAUCCUUAUCUGUCACUGUGUGUGUGUUAUAGUCUUAAUCCUCCCAUCCUGCAUCAAACAGAAGGAGCUUACAUAGAAAGGUGUGAUAAACACAAGCACCAGUACGAAGCUCUGUCUGUUGCUGUGUACUGAUGGAGCGCUGGUGGAUUUGACUGUGUGCCAUGGCCACCUACUUGUUUGCCUUUGUCCUAGGACCAAAGUCGCAAGACUCCUAUAACUGACCAGUUGUGUCAACACCUGUGCAUGACCCUAGUCUAGUGUUUCCUCACCCUGGGUGUGUACCAGCCUUCUUCGAAAACCAUUCACCCUGUGUCUACUUGAAUCGAAUAUUUUUGUUCCUCGUCUCCGCUGAAGAAGCAUGAGGGAAUUUUGGAGAAUUGUGCUUGAUGUAAAGUGACAAACUCGUCUUCUUGCCCAGUCAUGAUGUCAUCUGUAUCCUCAAUCACCUAGACAAAUCUAAUGUUCUGUCUUAAUGCUCAGCUAACCAUGAGUCCUGAGAGACGUCCCUCCCUGCUGUCUGAUACAAAGAAUAAGGGGAUCAUCAGAUGUCUGGAAAGAAGGGCUGGACUGGAAUGCCCCAUUGUAAGUGCUAUGGAUUCAUGGACCCCUGCUGCGCUCCAGUGGUUGAGGUAAAGAUGUGAGCUGGGGAUGGUCACCCCUAAUGGGCCCCUCACUGGUUGGAAGAAAAUAAAAAAAAAUUGAGUUUUAUUUCCUGAUGUUUGUAAGCUGUCUGUUUGGUUUGCCGUUUUGAUUGUGGAGAAUUAAUAUUAAUAAUGGAGUUCUAAAAGUCCUUUUUAUCUUGUCGUACAGUUGUUUUUAUUGGUACAUAUCAGGCCGACUCAUGUUAAUUGUGUGUGAAGGAGAGAGAGACUGUGUGGAUUACGUUUUUUUGGAAAGAUUGUGCAGUUGUUGUGAAACAGAAACUGUUUCCAGUCUUUCAAAUGGCCAUUUACUGCAAGAGUGUUAAUCAUUGUCACUGCUAUGAAAUUAGCUACAAAUUAUUCAAUGUAAAAAGAAAAAUUAAAUCUUGUAUUAUAAUUAAUAAAACCUUUCAAAUAAUA
This is a messenger RNA of Myxocyprinus asiaticus (Chinese sucker), 2596 nucleotides long. RefSeq names its product ubiquitin-like protein 3. The record is from RefSeq and is a predicted model, not a curated record. The transcript has 6 exons. Bases 677 to 1030 code for a protein of 117 amino acids. Gene Ontology annotation, molecular function: protein binding. NCBI's taxonomy places the organism in Eukaryota, Metazoa, Chordata, Actinopteri, Cypriniformes, Catostomidae.